Molecule: messenger RNA, 1609 nt
Organism: Homarus americanus (American lobster)
Lineage: Eukaryota; Metazoa; Arthropoda; Malacostraca; Decapoda; Nephropidae
Product: zinc metalloproteinase nas-4-like
Exons: 12
Coding region: 183-1439 (418 amino acids)
Biological process (GO): proteolysis
Molecular function (GO): metalloendopeptidase activity; zinc ion binding
Source: RefSeq, a predicted model, not a curated record
GCUUAACUACAGUACAAGUGACGCACCAAACUAUUGUAUCUCCUUCCCCGAUAAACGACAAGUGCAUCACAGUUCACAGUAAACAUGGCGAGGAUACGGGAGGUUCCCGCCACCUUUACCUGAGGCUAUACUCCACACUUAAGGCAGCAUCGGCCGUCCCCACUCCAGCGUGAAGCAGUGCCAUGCGGGCGUACCUUGGUGUGGUGUUGGCGGUGUGGGCGUGCGUGGGCGGUGCUCAGAGGUCCUCAGACCCCAACGACAUACCCUCCAACAUGAACAGACCCAUAAUGGACUCGUCCAAAUUGCCUGACAUACCCUUGGGCAAUCCUGAGUCAAUGAAGACAGACACCCUUGCAGAGCCAUUGGAUGAGGAGGACUUUAACUACGAGCUUCCCAUGAGUGACGCCAUAGCCUCCCACAGCGCAUUCGACCCUAUCUUCAUGGCGGGGCUGUUCGAGGGUGACAUCCAACUAGCGUCCGAAUCUGACCUAGCCAGUAUACUACUGGGAGGACCGAGACAGAGAAGCGGUAUAGCUGACCAGCACAAACGGUGGCCCAACGCACGUAUCCCCUACGUCAUCUCCAACUCCUUUGAUAAAUUAGGGCGGGCCACCAUCGCUACUGCCAUAAAGAAUUUCCAACAGCUCACCUGUAUCCGGUUUGUGGCAAGGACCAGUGAGACUGACUACGUCCAUUUUAUCAAGGGUGACGGGUGUUCGAGCUCUGUGGGGCGCGUGGGCGGAGGUCAAGCAAUAUCCAUCGGGAUGGGAUGUGGUUAUGUUGGGAUUGUUAUGCACGAGAUAAUGCACGCUGUCGGCUUCUGGCAUGAACAUUCCCGACCAGACCGUGAUAAACACAUCUCCAUCAAGUGGGCCAACAUUAAGCCAAACAUGGAGUACAAUUUUCAUGCCUACACGUGGGAGAAAGUUAAAAGCUUCGGUAUUUCAUAUGAUGUUGGGUCCAUUAUGCAUUACGGUUAUACCGCCUUCAGUAAGGACGGCAACAACACCAUCGAGCCGAGGCGGAAUCAGAAGGGUGUCGAAAUGGGCCAGAGAGAAGAUUUAUCAAACUCUGACAAGAAGAAAAUUAAUGCGAUGUACUGUAAAGGGACCCCAGUUGGUGUCUCCACAAGCCCAUCCAAGUUUUGUGAUGACACCAACGGGUACUGUGAUGAAUGGGCGUUGCUGGGGGAAUGCAAAAAGAAUCCUGUCUUCAUGGAGGUGUCAUGCUGCCUCUCGUGUCGCAAGGCAAAGCAGAAUGAUGUUUUAGGAUGCAGGGACCAGGAGAAGUAUUGUUCCCUGUGGAGUAAGAAGGGGGAGUGUACAUCAAACAGUAACUACAUGGCCCUCAAGUGUAAGAAGUCCUGUGGUUUAUGUCCCAAAUCCCGCAGGAAUCUUCCCCCAAGUGAGUUAAUACCAUUCGUCUCAACCCUUACAUAGUGUGGACCUUGAUGUGCUUGUGAGUCAGUGUAAGUGGAGAGGGGAAAACUGCUCUAGGUAUUACUUAGCGGUCCAUAAAGUUUUGACACCAAAGUUUAUGUCACCUGAUGAUAUUAUUAAACACCGUAGCGCCAACCUAACCUAAUCUAAUCUAACCUACUAUGAAAUCA